GUGAUUUUUCAGCGCAUGUGUGGGUACUAAACAUCAUGAUUCUCGUACAAUGGAUUGAUAUCAAAAUAGUCAAACAAUUUGUUUUGAUAGUGAAUUUCCUUGCUGCUUUUAUUCAUUUUAGAGAGACUAUAAAGGUAUAUUCAAUCACAAUAAAAUGGUGCAGCAGUGCUAUUUGUGUAAAAUCAGGCUGGAGCGGAAUCUUUAAAAUUUCAUUCAACCCGGAAAGGAGAAAAAGGUGGUUGUCGGCCCUUGGAUUCGAGGAAAACCAUCAAUUUCCUAAGAGGGUGGAGCUAUGUUCCAAGCAUUUUGGAGAAAAUGCGUUUGUUUAUGGAAGUGAGGGACAAAAGACACUCAAGCGGGAUGCGAUUCCUCUCAUCUCUCAUUCUUUGUUUGAUCCUGCAGUAAGCACCAGUUCAGAAUGAUCUGUAAGUCCAGAGAAGCAAGAAGACUCAGAUUGUAGUACUAUAUCUGCCAUUUCAAUCACUUGUGAGGGGACUCCUGCGAAAAAAAGGUAAGUUUAAUUUAUAUUCUCUAUCAUGUUAUUUUGUAGUAUAUUGAAAUUUCUAUGAAAUUGAACGUUUCUGAAGUCCUACAUCGAUAUGGAAGCAUUUUAUAUUUGCUGAAUUGAUAUCGUAGAUGGAAAAAAUACCACCAUUGUAGGUUCAAGUACAUCAAGAAGGUAUUCAGGAAAUUAUCUAGGGUUUUAUAAUGAUUUAAAUAGAGCUUUCCUCAAGCUGUACCAUAAAAAAGAUGAUGAAGUUGAAACUCAUUCAGUUUGAUAUAUGCCUUAAUAUAACCCUUACUAAAUGUUUGAUAAGUCCUAAUCAGCAGUAUUCUAUUGUAUUCAACCUUUGCAAUUCUUGUAACAUAGAUUUUAUUUUGGUGUACUUAUUUUUAUUCAAUAUUAUUCUCAUAGCUUUAUUUUGCAAGACUUGUAAUUUUGAGAAUACAGCUUCAUUGGCAGUGAACGAGAUAGUUGAACAGUAUAGUAAAUGCGGUAAAAUAAUUGUAUUAUAAACUAUUUUCUAGGAAUAGGCUUUUGUAUCCUGCUCACUCAAUAGAGUUCACGUAAGUAUUCCAAUUGAACUAGAUAUUGCACAAAUAUGAGUAAUAUAUUUGUUAGUACACAACUUCGUACCGUUUUUUUUUGUGAUGCU
Acanthoscelides obtectus is the source of this 1157-nucleotide messenger RNA. Lineage: Eukaryota; Metazoa; Arthropoda; Insecta; Coleoptera; Chrysomelidae. The record is from the annotation of a GenBank genome assembly.